CUUGCGUAUCCAGAAGUGAAGAAAAGUCCCGUUUCCGGUUGUUAAUGUUUUCGUAGACACACAUUUCUUUCAAGUUUAGCAAAGUACAUAACGAUGCCCCUUGGAAACAGUUGGCUGUUUCCAAGAAACCCCAAUUUUACUUGGAAUAUUUCCAGCAGAUUUACAGUCGCGAUGGUUGGCACUUUCAGCAAAUUCUGGUUGGAAUGGUUAAAUACACUCAAGGUGCACAACAGGUCACAGUUGUAUGAUGCGAUAGAGAAGCGUCCAAAGGACCAAGGCCUAGUUACAGUUACUAACCACCACAGCUGUCUGGAUGACCCUAUUCUUUGGGGAAUGCUGAAAAUUCGGUAUGUGAUGGACCAAAAUUCAUUGCGCUGGACAUUAGCAGCUGAAGAUGUGUGCUUCACUAAAUACUGGCAUGCAUUGUUCUUCUGUCUGGGAAAGACUGUACCAGUAGUUAGGGGCGCUGGGGUGUAUCAGCGCAGUGUCGACUACAUGCUGGAAAAGUUGCGUCUUGGAGAGUGGGUGCACAUGUUCCCUGAAGGUAAAGUUAAUGAAACCCAUCAACAUAUGAGACUGAAGUGGGGUGUUGGACGUCUCAUCAGCGAGAGUAACAUCACACCAAUAGUCCUACCCAUGUUCCAUUUUGGUAUGGAUGAUGUGCUGCCCAACAAGAAACCCUAUAUUCCACUCAUCAAGAAGAAAGUCACAGUUCUUAUUGGUAAACCCAUUGACUUUCAAGAAGAGUUGGACAGACUCCGUGAACUAAGAAAAACGCCUCGAGAGAUACGCAAACGACUGACAGACGUAAUACAAGAAGAGCUGUCAGUGUUGAAGGAUAAGGCACAAGCACUUCAUGACCAGCAUAUACAACGAGAGAGAUAGACCAGUGUGUGGCUCAGUGUGUGUCUCAGUGUGUGUGUGUUUGAGAAAUGAAAAGUUACAUGAUCGCCUCA
This is a messenger RNA of Haliotis rubra (blacklip abalone), 956 nucleotides long. Its product is annotated as tafazzin-like. The coding region runs from base 94 to 885 and encodes 263 amino acids. The record is from RefSeq and is a predicted model, not a curated record. Gene Ontology annotation, biological process: inner mitochondrial membrane organization; cardiolipin acyl-chain remodeling. Gene Ontology annotation, molecular function: 1-acylglycerophosphocholine O-acyltransferase activity. Gene Ontology annotation, cellular component: mitochondrial membrane. Lineage: Eukaryota; Metazoa; Mollusca; Gastropoda; Lepetellida; Haliotidae. The transcript has 8 exons.